Molecule: messenger RNA, 2888 nt
Organism: Zea mays
Lineage: Eukaryota; Viridiplantae; Streptophyta; Magnoliopsida; Poales; Poaceae
Exons: 2
Coding region: 962-2713 (583 amino acids)
Source: RefSeq, a predicted model, not a curated record
GAGGUGCCGUGGCAUUGGCAUCCAUCAAUAUGCAUGCCUGUCUGCUCGACGUUUCCUGGAAACAAGGGGAGGAGAAGGAAGAGGAUCGGAGGGAGGGGAGAGAGUGAAGUCAGCCAUAGCCGAGCGACGCGAUUUGUCGAUCAGGAGUCUAUCUAGCUCCUUGACUUGGGACUGAUAUAUACAGAAUGCAUCUUAAUUCUCCGGCCAUCACCGCGCCGGCAGAGAUCCACAACAGUUCGCCUCUCCCACUCCGGUUCAGUACUCUCCUCUCUUAUCUCGACUCAAGUCCGGCCGAGAUCGUCUCCUCCCAACUGCAAACGACCAAGCCCGGAACACCACACCAAACGCAUUGAGGAGCACUAACUUCAUUAUUGCAGCUUGAUUGGAUCACCGCUUCUUCAUUGCAUUGUGAGUGGUAGACAGAGAGUCAUGUAGAGAUGAGCGAAACCCCGCCUCUUAUAUUUUUUUUAAUUUGUUCCUACAAAUCCCUCAAGAAAUCCCUUAUUAAAUAAGGUUGAGAGGACAACAGCGACCCACACAACCAGAAAAGUCUGCGACCGUCAAUGGCUCAAUGCAUUUUACUUUCCUCCGAGUCCUCUAUUGACUUGAAUUUUCCCCUCUUUUCCGGUCGGGGGGAUUAGGACGUGACUGACGAAUUCUUUGCAUUGGGAGACCAAUUCCUCGACACCCAUCUCUAUCACCAAUGCAUAACCCCUGUCGCUAGCUAGCUGUCCUCUCAAUAUAUUCUCAUAUCAUCUAACCGCUGCAGUUGUGUGUAAAACUUUCAUGCAGUUGUGCGUACAGUACAUUUUUGCUCCCUCAGGCCCCGUUCGUUUACGUCGGAUUGGUGGGUCGGAACGAUUCCUACCCGGAUUGUUUCUCUAAUUUAUACAAACUUUGAUUAGCUGGAACGGUUUCGGGUGCAAUCCGACGUAAACGAACAAGGCCUCAAUCGGUCCUAAUGGCGGCGGAGAUGGUCGGCUCCGUGGUUGCCCAGGAGACGGUGAGCCAGAUCCUCUCCGGCCUGGUUCAGAGGUACGCGGAAUCGAGCGACGCAACCCGAAACCUCGAGAGGCUAGAGAUGGCGCACAUCAGGCUGGAGGCCGCCCUGGACGCGUCCGACAGGUGGCAGAUCGCCGACGCGUCCCUGCUUCGCUGGCGCAAGAAGCUGAGGCGCGUCGCUCAGGAGUGCCACGACGUGCUGCACAGGUGCAGGCAGCAGCAAGGCGUGGCGCAAGCGCAAGCGCAAGAGCCGGCGACGCCGAGCUCCUCCCUCUCCCCCCUGGCCGCCCUGCCCACCCGCAUCGCGCGCGCGACCAAGUCGCUCAUCUUCUCCGCCUUCGUCGGCGACGCAGGCGCGCCGAGCAGGUCCACGGUGCAACGGUUCGAGUGGUUCGCGGACGGGGCCGGCGAGUUCCUGCGCUACGUGGAGGUCGGCGGCGGCGCGGCGCCGCGCUGCCACGUGCCGCUCAGACGGUCUCUCACCAGGCACCUCUUCGCGGGCAUGGAGCUGCUGCUGCAGCACAAGAUCGUCUGGGGAGGAGGCCGCGACGAGUGCCCGUCCUACCUGCUGUGGCUGGUCCCUUCCGUCACGCCCGACCACGGGAUCGAGGCCUGCCUCAAGUUCAUCCACAGGGACCACAGUGCGCCCGAGAACAACUUCUUUCUUGGCGCCAUGCUGCAGAUAUCGGAGAGCACGGACGUCGUCGGGACCGUGGUGAACUGCCUGCGGCUGUUCCCUCCGUGCUUCCAGCCGACGAUCGAGGCCAUCAAGAAGGAGCUCACCCAGCUCCCCACGCAGGACUUCUCGUGGGUGCCGUACGUCGAUCUGUGGCACAGGAAGCACUGGGACAACCUCCAUGGCUUCUGCACCCAGUGGUUCCGCCCGGACCCGUUGUGCUGCAAGAAGCAGCAGCACCAGCAGCAAGGUCCGAACGGUAGUAGUAGGCCUUCUUGGUGCAGCAGCGGUGACGACCCAGACAUGGUUGGGAUCCCGGAUGUUUCUCUGGAUUCGGUCAUUCUAAUGCACCUGGAGUGCCAAGUCUCGGUGCCCUCGGAGUACAACGGUGCUUACAGGUACAGCAAGCAGAAGGCCACCACGGCGUCGCCGCCGUAUCGACGACGAUGCAGCAGCAGAACUAGUCCGACUCCGACCACGCAGGACAGCGAGUACUCCCCAUGCCGCCGUCUGAAGGCCGGGCUCCUUUUCACGCCCCAUGGCUGUACGAAGCACAGGCUCCCCGAAGAGAAGAGCUCCGCGGUGGUCACGGUCUACGGCGAAGAGCAACGCUGCGUGCACACGGACAUUACCCUGGACCAGCUGAACGAGAUCAUGCUGCCAAAGGCGGCAGACUACUUCUACCGGAACCCCGAGGCGACGGCCUGCCAGAUGCUUUGGAAGUCUAGACAUGGGACCGAGUACAUCGAGUUCGAGAAGCCAAGGACGGAGGAGGAGGAGGAGGAACCGCCGUGUGCGAGGAGGGCGAUCUGUAGGGGAGGCAGUAGGAAGAGGAAGCUGCAGCUGCAGGUGCAGCAAGAUCAGGUGCAGGUGCUCGGGAGCUGGAACCGCAAGGUGGCUUGCUUCCUCAACUCGUGGGUUGCCCACGCGCCUGUCCGCCUGCGAGGUCUGAUCCUGGACUGGAUUCGGAGAGGCAAGGAAAGUCAGCUACCAGCGCCACCGCCGGUGCACCAGCUGGAAAUCUCAACCAUGUGACUACUUACAUAUUAGUUUGACCGUAAUAGGCUCCGGAUGGAGAUUAGAUAAUCAUCGGGUCUUUUUUUUUGUUGCUUUAUGUACUUUUCUUCAAAAUCCAUGAUCACACCAUGUAAACUUUGUCUUUUAUUGAUUUAACUAGUCAGAUGUAUGUGCACUACUACCGUUUUUUAUA